UUCAGGAUAAACACAGAGGGAAGUCUGAGGUGAGGUGGAGCUUUGCUGACUGGCCAGGCUCACAGCUAUUCAGGGACAGGUUGGACUGGUUUCUCCCUCCACAAUACCAGUGUUUCCCUCGCUCUCGAUCAUUUAUACCAGCACAGAGGGAGGAAGAAGUGCACUAGAUAAAAGUAGCAGUGGAAAGAGUAAAAGGCUUCUCUGUACAUUUCAACCUUUUGCCCAGAGAGGAAUAUCAACAUGCCUGAGGAAGGAGAGGGAGAGGGAGAGGGAGAAUACUAUGGAAAGCAUGGUGAGCCAAGGAAGUAUGACCCAACCUUCAAGGGCCCAAUCCACAACAGGGGCUGCACAGACAUUGUGUGCUGCAUCCUCUUCAUUAUUUGCAUUCUGGGUUAUAUUGCUGUGGGAAUACUUGCCUGGUCCCAGGGUGACCCCAGGAAGGUGAUCUAUCCCACAGACAGUCGAGGCCAGUUCUGUGGGCAGGCUGGCACAGAGCUCGCGAACAAGCCGCUGCUGUUCUACUUCAACAUCAUGAAGUGUGCCAGCCCCAUGGUGCUGCUGGAGUUCCAGUGUCCGACCACACAGAUGUGUGUGGAGAAGUGUCCUGAGAAGUUCAUGACAUUAGUCAAAGCCUACACCAACAAAAAGGACUUUGACUACUACAAGACAUUCUGCAAGGAAGGUGUGACUAACACAAUGGGUAUACCAGAAAUCCUCAGGUUAGGUCUCUGUCCUGCCAUGUUGACCCCCAGCAGACCCUUCACUCGGAGGUGUUUCCCAGCUUUGGGGGAGAAAGGAGGGGUGAUAACUGUGGGAAACAACUCACAAUUUGACGAUGGAAGCGGUAAAAUGAGAGAUGCCAAGGAUCUUGUAGAUGGAGUCAAGAAUGCCACUGUGGUUAUCGAGGCUCGUCAGGUGGUCAUGAAAAUCUUUGAGGAUUACACGCAGUCCUGGUAUUGGAUCCUGCUAGGCCUGGUUAUUGCUAUGCUCACCAGCCUGCUUUUCAUCGUCCUCCUGCGCUUCCUGGCAGGGAUCAUGGUCUGGGUCAUGAUCGCCAUGGUGAUACUGGUCAUAGGAUAUGGUAUCUUCCACUGCUACAUGGAGUAUGCUGGCCUGAAAGGACAGGCUGGGGCUAAUGUGACUCUACAGCAACUGGGCUUCCAGACAGACUUCACAGUCUACCUGCAGAUCAGACAGACCUGGCUGGCUUUCAUGAUUAUCCUGGCCAUUGUGGAGGUCAUUAUCAUCCUACUGCUAAUCUUCCUCAGGAAGAGGAUCCUCAUUGCCAUCGCUCUCAUCAAAGAGGCCAGCAGAGCCAUCGGACACGUGAUGUCUUCCCUUUUCUACCCGCUGUUCACCUUCGUCCUCCUGGCCAUGGUGGUCGCCUACUGGGCAGUCACUGCUGUCUUCUUGUCUACCUCUAAUGAACCCAUCUACAAAGUGUUCAAUGAGUCAGUUUGUGAACACUCAAGAAAAACCUGUGAACCAGCAAAUUACUCGACGAGUCCUGAAAAAUUGGAGUGCCCUGACUCCGAGUGCCUUUUCGCCUUCUAUGGCGGAGAGACCAUUUACCACAAGUACCUGAUCGGCCUGCAGUUCUACAACGUCUUCCUCUUCUUCUGGUGUGCCAACUUCGUCACGGCCAUGGGACAGAUGACCCUGGCCGGGGCUUUCGCCUCCUACUACUGGGCCUUCGUCAAGCCGGAUGACAUGCCUGCCUUCCCCGUGUUUUCUGCCCUCGGGAGAUCUCUCAGGUAUCAUACAGGAACUCUGGCGUUUGGCUCCCUCAUCCUCUCCAUAGUUCAGAUCAUCAGGGUUUUACUGGAAUAUCUGGACCACAAGCUGAAAGGAGCCCACAAUAAGUGCACCAAGUUCCUGUUGUGCUGUCUGAAGUGCUGCUUCUGGUGUCUGGAGAAAUUUGUCAAGUUCAUAAACAGAAAUGCCUACAUUAUGGUGGCGAUUUAUGGCAAAAACUUUUGCACCUCUGCCAGAGAUGCCUUCUUCCUCCUCAUGAGGAACAUGAUCAGGGUUGCUGUCUUGGACAAAGUGACAGAUUUCCUCUUGUUUUUGGGCAAACUGCUCAUUGUCGGGCUUGUGGGGAUCUUUUCCUUCUUUUUCUUCUCUGGGAGAGUGAAGGCCUUUGAGGAUACAGCUCCUCAUCUCCACUACUACUGGGUACCCAUCCUGACUCUGGUGGUCGGAUCCUACCUCAUUGCCCACGGAUUCUUCAGUGUGUACGCCAUGUGUGUGGACACUCUGUUCCUCUGUUUCUGUGAAGACCUGGAGCGCAAUGACGGCUCAGCCGCAAGGCCGUAUUACAUGUCCUCAACUCUUCAUGAGAUUCUGUGGAAGGACGCGGCGGUGGCUCCGUCUCCGUCUUCUGCUCAGCAACAGGACGCUGAAGACCUCCAGCUGAAACGGCAGCAGACUCAGGAGGAGGAAGGAGAUUUACGGCCAUAAUAAAAUCCAUGCAACACUUUUUAAAAUCCUGCAGUUAAAGACUGACUUGAAUUAUGACACUAAGGAGCUCGAACUUGGUUGUUGCCCAAUGGGAAAUUCUCCUUUGCACUUAACCAACUCAAACCAUCAGUGGUGUAUAUUUCCCUUUGCCUUAUCUGUCCUUUAACGCAAAGAGACAUAUGUGAAGUCUUUUUUUCUUAAUUGACCAUUUGCUAAACCCCUCUCUUAAUCAAGGAUUGUCCAAUUGUUGCAACUCUAACCACGCAUAGCAGGCCAAGCUUUGGUUAGCUUUACAUACAUGAAUUGAACUAAAGACUGUAUAUAAAGAAGGACGACAUGUCGCCACUGCUUCCUGCUGUACAAAUAUGAAGCCAAACUGUGACAGAUACACGCACUGCCCUCCUGUGCUCGUUAUGUCAUUAGGAGCCAGACGGUGCUUCUUAAGGUCAAGGAUGCUUCCUUGAUAGGACAGGUCCUUGUGAGUCUGGUACAGUGGUGGAAAAAGUAUUCAGAUGUGUUACUUGGGUUAAAGUGCUAAUAACACACUGUGAAAUGACUCCACUACAAGUAAAAGUCCUGCAUUCAAAACUUACUGCAGUAAAAGUAUCAGCAUCAAAAUGUACUUAAAGUAUCAAAAGUAAAAGUACUCGUUAUGCAGAAUGAACCCACUCUGGGUUUUGUUUUAUAUAUUAUUACAAUUUUUGUAUUGAUGCAAUUAUGUAAGCAGUAUUUUACUUUAGUAAAGAUGUGGCUCAUUUGAACUAUGCAAAAUAUACUAUUAUGAGGUGUCAUUUAAAAACAAAUGUCUAAUCACUUUAAAUUUAUCAUGUUUUAUGUUAAAUCUUGACCUGAAAACGAACUAAAGCUGUCAGCUGAAUGUAGUGGAGUAGAAGUAUAAAGUUACAUAAAAUGGAAAUACUCAAGCAAAGUGCAACUACCCCAAAAUUGUACUUAAGUACAGUAUUUGAGUAAAUUAACUUACUUUCCACCACUGGUCUGGUCCUACAGAAGCAAGACAAGAGUCCUUCCAGUCAUUGGUUUAACACACAAAUGGAACAGUGAGCUGCAUGUGUGUAGGUGUGCAUCAUCGUGUCCUAUGUUCAAUUCAAGCACAGAGGAAGACAUACUUUUAUCAUAAAAUUAUAUAUAUAUAAUUUUUUUUUAAAAAAUAGUCUGUUGAUGUUUUUAAAACUCCUGGCAGACCACAAAGCAUUAUGGGUACACAAGGCGCGCUGAGGAAACGCAGACAUCCUUGUAAAUUUGCUUAAAAGAAGGACUCUGUCCUCUGUAUAAUUUUAGGGACAUCAGAACGGUCCUUUGUUGGGUGUCCAUGACAAAACUCAGCCAUUUUAAAGAAUCCUUCUUGAUUGGGGUGGAGGUGGAGUAGUGAGGUCCCAGCCAAACAUCCGUCUGACCAAUCAAAAAAUUAAAACCAAACUUAUUUUAAAAAUGACCGCUUUAACAUACUACAGCACGAUGAGACCCACCUGAACACGUUUUUUUUGUUUCGUUUUUUUUUGUUUGGCCAAUAUCCCAUCCAUGAACAUAGAGGAGGUGGAGCUUAUGAUGUGUACUAGAGGCAGCCACCAGGGGGCGAUCAUAAUGUUUUAUCUUCACCUUCAUGUUAUCCGUCUUUCUAUACAGCCUAUAGAUUAAACAUCCUACAUACUGGUCCUACUAGACCCCCUUUUGCCAUAUUUGUGUUUAAAAAAUGAAUCAGCUGGAAACACUGAAAAAAAUGUUUUGUGUUUUAUUAGCUAUUUAGCUAUAACUGACUCACUCCGGUGACAGGUGUCAUUUCAGAUGGACAAAUCAAUGAUUGGAAAUGAGAUGCUGCUUUUGUUUACCUCCGUCUGAAAUUCAUCGUUUCAAAAAAAGCUGAGCGUUAUGGGCUGAAAUAUGUGCCACCAGAAACUGAAUUUGAAUUGCUUAACUUGAGUAAUUGCAUUAAAAAACUGAAUUUGAAUCACAAAAUUUAAAUUUUUGCCUCAACUACUUGGAUGUUCGUCACAGAAAAUUGAAAUUGAAUUUUGCGAACUGAAUUUGAAUUGUGAGAACUGAAUGUUCAGUUCUAAACUAAUAAAUUUCAAAUUAUAAUUCGGAUUCAGUUUUUCAGUGCAAUGAUUCAAAUUGAACAAAACAAAUUCAAAUGAUGUGAUUCAAAUUCAGUUUUUUAAUGCAAUUAUUCAAGUUAAGCAAUUCAAAUAUAAGUAAUUAUAAUUCUGGUGGCACAUAUUUCAACCUAUAGAGUGAGUUAGUGAGGACUGAGGGUGAAUGUGACUCACCGCUUUAAUCUUGACGGGCAUAUUAACGUUAAUCAAGAGUAACUAAGGAGGGCGGGGCUUAGCCAAUAGUCAGCUGAACAUCAAACAUGUCUGAGGAAUGAGCCUAUAAAAUGUGGAUCAUUUGUUGCACGAUGAAGUCAAGGAAAUGAUCUCAUUGGAGGUGAUGAGAUUUAGUUUAGAAAGCUUCUGUUAACAGCUGCUCACGUUGAAUGACACUGGUUAAAAUGUGUGUAGUUGGUGUCUGGUACUCGUCCUGCUCAACUGAAUGUCUGGGAGUCAUUACUCUGGGGAAACUGACUCUGCUAAACUUUGUUUUAGCCUUUUAUUAUGGGCUGAAAUAUGUGCCACCAGAAACUGAAUUUGAAUUAUUUAUAUUUGAAUUGCUUAACUUAAAUAAUUGCAUUAAAAUCUGAAUUGUAAUUUGAAAUUUUAAUUUAUUAAUUUGGAACUGAAAAUUCAGUUCUCACAAUUCAAAUUCAGUUUGCAAAAAUCUAUUUAAAAUUCCUGCGACGAACAUCUGGUAGUUGAGGCAGAGCAAUCAAGCGUAGUGAACGGAUGUGCUGAUUGGCCGAAGAGGCGCUAUGGCAACCGGGUGGCAACAAAUGUUACAAAAGAAAACGGAGGUGCUGAUUGGCAGAAGAGAAGCUCUGUGUAUCUGCACUCGAUUGCUCUGCCUCAACUACCUGGAUGUUUGUUGCAGAAAAUUUAAACUGAAUUUUGCGAACUGAAUUUGAAUUGUGAGAACUGAAUGUUCAGUUCCAAACUAAUUAUUCAAGUUAAUCAAUUCAAAUUCAAAUAUAAAUAAUUAAAAUUCAGUUUCUGGUGGCACAUAUUUCAGCCCAUAUUAUAUUUGUCCGUGCCACUGGCCUAUAGAAACUUGAAGCCGUUCAUGUGCCUAAUUUACAGUGUUAACGUCGGUCUGUUUGCACCUUGGACUAGUUGUUUACAGUUUAUGCAAUCAGAACCACAAGAUAUCAGUUGUUACUUCUUUAGUAAGCUGCACUAUUAAUGCACUUUAAUUUCUGACAGGUUUUUAUCCUUUAUAAACAAACACUGGGUUUUUUUCUUGAGGCUAGCUGCUUUGUAGACUCUUUUAAAGUUGAUUUUUCUACUGUGAAAGCAACAUACUGUAGUUUUGCAGUCAGUACCUCUUUACAAAAAGUGUAUGCUUGGCAGUAAAGUUUGUUUAAUAAACAGUAUUUGAGGCAA
Centropristis striata (black sea bass) is the source of this 5954-nucleotide messenger RNA. Its product is annotated as choline transporter-like protein 2. The record is from RefSeq and is a predicted model, not a curated record. Gene Ontology annotation, cellular component: membrane. The coding region runs from base 241 to 2460 and encodes 739 amino acids. NCBI's taxonomy places the organism in Eukaryota, Metazoa, Chordata, Actinopteri, Perciformes, Serranidae. The transcript is spliced from 22 exons. Gene Ontology annotation, biological process: choline transport; transmembrane transport. Gene Ontology annotation, molecular function: choline transmembrane transporter activity.